Hypoxylon fragiforme is the source of this 2146-nucleotide messenger RNA. RefSeq lists its product as uncharacterized. Bases 214 to 1920 code for a protein of 568 amino acids. The transcript is spliced from 2 exons. The record is from RefSeq and is a predicted model, not a curated record. Lineage: Eukaryota; Fungi; Ascomycota; Sordariomycetes; Xylariales; Hypoxylaceae.
GCAUUAGGAUCCACAAUGUCGUGUAUACAUGACAUACCGGAGCUCCCUUCGGAAGAGGUUAUAUAGGGCCAUAGGUGGCAUGGAAGUUUGGCAGAAACCACUCUUUUGAUCUCUCGGAAGCCACGAAAGCCGUACUUCAUUUAUUCAUUGGCUGUUUUAAUUUUGAAUAAGCCUCGAUAGACAAUAUCUUCAACUAGCUGGACAUCUUCAAUAAUGGGGUCGUCAAGGAUGGGGUCGCCUUCUAUCCGAUCAUACCAUUCCCCCAGGUCUGGUAGCCCUAGCCACUCAGAUAUUAGCAUUGACUGCCAUAUGAUCGAUACUAGCGCAGACGGAUUCCACGAGACUGGACUUUGUGCGGCUCUUCGGUUACUAGUUGAGAAAGAAACCACAAAUUUGGAAUUCAGCCGUUGUCUCAUGGAGAAAUGCCCAGUAGCCAAUUUCAAGACCGCCAAGGAGAUGCUGGCCCAUUUCGCAGUUUGCAAAUAUAUUCCCGAGGGAAUGUCUAGGUGCCCAGGAUGUGUGGUCAUCUGGAAAUCUCAGACUGUCCAUAGGAAAGGAAUACUCAAACAACUUUUCGGGGCCCUGGGCCGUACUUACUCGAGCUUCAAACCAUCAUCCUCCAAGGCGCCACCCAAAAAGGUCUAUCACUCUAGCCUAGAAGGGAUCUACAAGCAGUCUUCAUCUUUCGAAUUUCCGCCUAGUUCACAAGCAAAACUCUCAGAUAAUGGAAUUACUGAAUUAUCAGCCACGUCCUCUCGCAGCGAGCUAUACGAUGAGUCUUGUGAACUCACAAACAAGCGAGUUCCGCGAAACGGGUCCUGGGAGCCUUCAAUACGUGAUGGGCAUCGGUUCUUAUAUACCGAAAUCUCAUCUACACCACUCACAGAACUUUCAAAUGCCACAUCACCUACAGAGCUUUCCAGUACCACAUCACCUACAGAACUUUCCAGUACCACAUCACCUACAGAGCUUUCAAGUGCCACACCACCUGUAGAGCUUUCAAGUGCCACACCACCUGUAGAGCUUUCAAGUGCCACACCACCUGUAAAGAUCCUAGACGCCACUACCACAACUAAUAUUCAGUACGAUUACCUGCCUACCAUCUAUAAUCAGGGAAUGAAGCAUAUUUUCCUUGGCGAUAUCAGCAACGGAGUAGAAAGUUGUCUCAAUGAACCUUAUCACGUAACACAAUCUCAGAGCGGCUUCACUUCACUCACAUCCCCGCCUCCACAGCCGGUAUUCUAUGACGGAUCCGAACUUCCGUUGACUAGCAAUACAAAUGACCUCGAACCCAACAUGAACCCCUCGCCAUGGAUAUGCGAGAUGGGAUAUUCUGACCUUGAUGAAAGGUUGGGUGUGUUAGGGUUAGAAGGAUCUUGGUUCCACACGUCAGUCGAUAGCACCUCUUCUAUUGAUUACUCGUGGCCCUUUUCUCGGCUAGAUACUCCAUCACCACCACCGCCAUCACCAUUACCGCCAUCACCACUACCGAGCCCCGAGGUUUAUAUUGAUCUCCCAACUAUAUUUGAAGAAGAUAUCAACUUCAAUGUAGACGUAUUCCCUUUUGAGAACCAUUUAUAUUCAGACUUGAGUUUUGCGUCUCCAACUUCUGAACAGUCACCGAACUCAACAUUGUCAUCCCAUAUUUGGAAAUGCCCGCACAAUAACUGUACAUUCCAGGCUAGCGGCAAAAGGGGAAAAGCCUAUCCAGCCUAUCUUCGAAAACAUCUAAAAACUCAUGAAGAUUGCCGAUACCCCUGCCCUCAAUGUGGCAAAUUAUUCACACGGCCAGACAAUCAAAAGAGUCACGCAAAGAAAGCUCAUAAAGGCUCCGGUGAGCCCAACAAUUAUCGGGGUAGGUCUAAGCUUCCCGGAAAUAGAACCCGAGAGAGAGUACAGAGAGCUAAGGUUAAGAAAUAAAGUAAAUUGGACUAUGCGUGUUUCGUCCUCUUGUUAUUCGAGCUUUCCUUUAAUCCCUUUCAUAUUAUUGUAAAUGGUCUAAGGAUUUCCUUGAUAUUCUUUCCUAAAGUUCGCUUAACACAGUAGUUCAUGCAAGUAAUUUCCUGAGUAGUUUUAGCACAUCUACCUUAAAGCAAUACUUGUCCCGAUUUUCAAUACAAACAAAAUGUCACAACUUUCCACACAA